This is a messenger RNA of Neurospora tetrasperma FGSC 2508, 1923 nucleotides long. RefSeq lists its product as uncharacterized. NCBI's taxonomy places the organism in Eukaryota, Fungi, Ascomycota, Sordariomycetes, Sordariales, Sordariaceae. Bases 220 to 1923 code for a protein of 567 amino acids. The record is from RefSeq and is a predicted model, not a curated record. The transcript is spliced from 3 exons.
ACUUCUUGUUGACAUUCGUCAAAAUCUCCAUUCUCCCCUCUCUCUCCGCGUCGACAAACAGAGCUUUUGACCAAGGUCCUUGCUUUCUUGGUUAGCUUCUGUUAUCCAAACCCCCGCCUCAAGAUACUAUCAUAGCUAUCUCUGCGCAUCGCACUGGAUCAAAACAUCGUCGCGUUUUUAUCCUUUCCUCAGCAAGACUCAACAUUGCCAACUGCAGCCAUGUCAUUGCAAGACACAUACAAGAGGUUCCUCGGUUCGCCAAACGCCGCGGCGCUCUCGGACGACGCCUCUCUACACUACAUCACAACCACCACCAGCGUUGCCGGCGCAUCCAAUAUCACCAAGCAUCUCUCGACCGUCGCCAGCCAGGUGAAGAAGGAGAAGGAAACUGUCCUCUAUGCCAUUGAAGGCCAAGAUGCCCUCGCCCUAGAAGUCAACACCUCUCUCGAGUUCCUCAUUACCGGAGGCCCCUACCUCCCUGGUCUGGAAGAUAACUACGUUGCCGAUCGCAAGGUCAACUUUACUAUUUUCCACAUCGUAACCUUCAACAGCGACGGCAAGAUUACACAAAUCCGACAGAGCUGGGACCAAGGCUCGCUUCUUAAGCAAGUCGAGGUUAUUGGUAGGUCCGGUCGCAACUGGCCAAUUCGCGACAGCAAGGAUCAGAUCAGCCUCAUCACAAGAUGCAUCAAGGAAGGCGGCACUCCAGCUACCGAUAACCAAGGCUCCACGAGCACCCGUCCCAAGGUCACCAACGCCAUGCGCGAUCCUCAUGCGUCACUUUCUCUGUUCGCUUCUCGUGAAGAGGUCGCAACCCCACCAGAGCCCGUUGUCUCUCCCUAUGCUGGAAGCAAGCCACGCCAACGCACGUUUGAGGAGAUUCUUGGAGAUGAGCCAGUUGAGGACCCCACCUCGCCCACUACUGACCGCAGUCGCUCCAUGACUCCCGGCGUCGCCCCCAAGGCUGGUGCCUCGAAGCACUUCCAGCCCAUCCGUCUCUUUGAGACGGAUGAGAAUAUGCCCGAAGUACCCGAUACACCUCAGUCAAUCUACUCGGUUCAGCGCAAGGUGAAGCCCGAUCCGACAAAGUACAAGCACUUCGACUUUGCCGACGGUUCCGAUCCCGCCGACGCACCCCAGCCUGGUGUUCCCUUCGACAAGAAGCCCAAGACCAAGCAUGACAGCCAGUGGUCUUUCGAUGACUUUACCACCCCCGAGAGGCCAGCUCCUACCCGUACCAUUCUACGCCGUGAUGACGAGACUCACUUUAGUGUUGGCAACGACGGCCCAUCUCCCGAGAUUCAGAAGAACAACCGCGGCGCUGGCACCAACGCGGCCUCCCACUUGUAUGACGACAACCUCUUGAAAGCUGAUGGCAGUGCGCCAUCGCCGGUUGAGAAGAGCAACCGCGGCGCUGGCACAAACGCAGCGUCGCACUUGUAUGACGACGACCUCAUUAAGGCUGAUGGUAGUGCGCCAUCACCUGCGCCUCGUCCGCUGAGCAACAUCACCAACGCCAAGAACAGGGAGAAGCACUUUGAGCCUCACUUUGAGAUCUCGGACGAAUCCCCUCGGGCUGAGAAGGGUGCCAACGGUCGCUCCAAGGCCAGCGAGAAUCGCCAAGCGGCCCAACGUGGAUUGGAAAGUCACUGGUCCAUCGAGGACGAAUCGCCCGUACAGAGAAAGGAGAAUUCCAACACGGGCAUUACCAUUGCAGGUGAUGGUAUGGGCAGCAGAAAGGGAUUUGAGGCUAGCACUGCUGUCAACAAGGGCAUCACUAUUGCCGGAGAUGGCAUGGGCGGCAAGAAGGGAACGCAGCGUAACUGGCUUACUGAGGAGGAGGAACCUCAGGACAUGCACCUCCAAAACCGAAAUCCCGGCAAGAAGCAGACCUUGAAGUCUGACAACUUUUGGGACUUUUGA